Molecule: messenger RNA, 1014 nt
Organism: Elephantulus edwardii (Cape elephant shrew)
Lineage: Eukaryota; Metazoa; Chordata; Mammalia; Macroscelidea; Macroscelididae
Gene: DCPS
Product: decapping enzyme, scavenger
Exons: 6
Coding region: 1-1014 (337 amino acids)
Biological process (GO): deadenylation-dependent decapping of nuclear-transcribed mRNA
Cellular component (GO): P-body; nucleus
Molecular function (GO): hydrolase activity; RNA 7-methylguanosine cap binding
Source: RefSeq, a predicted model, not a curated record
AUGGCGGCUCUGUCUGUUCAGCCUCUCAAGAGAAAGCGUAAUGAGAAUGCGGACAAGAUAGAAACUCCUAGCACGGAAGAACAAGAAGCAGGUGUGAGCACUGGUAACUCUGCCGCUGCCCGCUUACCGUUCUCCGGCUUUAGAGUGCAAAAAGUGCUGAAGGAGUCUGCGCGGGACAAAAUCCUUUUCCUACACGGGAAGGUGAAUGAGGCUCCGGGAGAAAUGAAUGGAGAGGAUGCUGUUGUGAUCUUGGAGAAGACACCGUUUCAGGUGGAGCAGAUGGCCCAGCUUCUGUCGGGCAGCCCUGAGCUCCAACUACAAUUCUCCAAUGAUAUCUACAGCACUUAUCAUCUGUUCCCUCCGAGGCAGCUGAGUGAUGUCAAGACCACGGUGGUUUACCCUGCCACGGAGAAGCACCUGCAGAAAUACCUGCGACAGGAGCUCCAGUUAUUCCGAGAGACAGAAGAAGAUUACAGGACCAUCACAUUGCCCUAUCUGCAGUGCCAAAGCCUCAGCAUCCAGUGGGUGUAUAACAUUCUUGAGAAGAAGUCUGAAGCUGACCGUAUUAUUUUCGAGAACCCAGAUCCCUCUCAUGGCUUUAUCCUCAUUCCUGAUCUCAAGUGGAAUCAGCAACAGCUUGAUGAUCUGUAUCUGAUUGCCAUCUGCCACCGCCGGGAUGUCAGGUCACUGCGAGACCUUACUUCGGAACACCUGCCUCUGCUCAGGAACAUCCUCUUAGAGGGACAGGAAGCCAUUCUGCAGCGCUACCAGCUGAAGGGGAGCUGCCUCCGGGUGUACCUGCACUACCUGCCUUCCUACUUUCACCUGCACGUGCACUUCACUGCCCUGGGCUUCGAGGCCCCAGGCUCUGCGGUGGAGCGUGCACACCUGUUGGCAGAUGUCAUUGAAAAUCUGGAAUGUGACUCAAAGUACUAUCAGCAUCGCUCUCUGCCCAUUGCCCUUAGGACUGAUGACCCCCUGUUCCAGCUCUUCCAAGGGGGCAAGAAAGGUUGA